UUUACCUAAUGGCCAUAACUUAGUUCCACUAUAAAUACUAGCACAGGUUCACUCUCCACACAUAUCUAAACCAAAUUCCAAAGUUCUUUUUUAUUAGGAUGGAGCUGUUGUGGAAAACUCAUAUGAGGAUGAUUAGAACAGCUUUUGCUCUCCUUUUGAUUGCACUAUUAAGUUCAGAGAGAGUAGAGAGCAGAAAAGCCAAAGUUGUGACCACUUCCUUAGAGUACAACGCUAUCAACUGCAGAGCUCAUAGUGCUUCAUUGACUGAUUUUGGUGGUGUUGGAGAUGGAAAAACAUCCAACACAAAGGCAUUUCAAUCAGCAAUAAGUCAGCUGAGUCAGUAUGCUUCUGAAGGAGGUUCUCAACUCUAUGUUCCUGCAGGAAAAUGGCUCACCGGUAGCUUCAGUCUCACCAGUCACUUCACCCUCUAUCUGGACAAAGAUGCCGUUCUCCUUGCUUCUCAGGAUAUUACUGAAUGGCCUGUGCUUGAACCACUCCCUUCAUACGGCAGAGGAAGAGACGCACCGGCAGGAAGAUUCACAAGCCUCAUAUUUGGAACAAACCUCACUGAUGUUAUUGUCACAGGAGAAAAUGGCACCAUAGAUGGUCAGGGUGAGUUUUGGUGGCAGCAAUUUCACAGAAAAAAGUUGAAGUACACUCGUCCAUACCUGAUUGAAUUGAUGUUCUCAGACAAUAUUCAAAUCUCAAAUUUAACACUCCUCAAUUCCCCAUCAUGGAAUGUUCAUCCAGUUUAUAGCAGCAACAUUAUUGUGCAAGGCAUCACCAUUUUUGCUCCUGUCACAUCUCCAAACACUGAUGGCAUCAACCCAGAUUCUUGCACAAAUGUAAGAAUUGAAGAUUGCUACAUAGUUUCUGGGGAUGACUGUGUGGCUGUGAAGAGUGGAUGGGAUGAGUAUGGCAUAAAAUUUGGGUGGCCAACAAAACAGCUAGUGAUAAGAAGGUUAACAUGCAUUUCACCAUACAGUGCAACCAUUGCCUUGGGAAGUGAGAUGUCAGGUGGUAUACAAGAUGUGAGAGCUGAGGACAUCACAGCCAUCCAAACUGAAUCAGGGGUAAGAAUCAAGACAGCAGUGGGAAGAGGAGGUUUUGUGAAGGACAUAUAUGUGAAGAGAAUGACCUUGCAUACUAUGAAAUGGGCAUUUAAGAUGACUGGUGACUAUAACUCCCAUGCUGAUAGCCACUAUGACCCUAAUGCCUUGCCUGAGAUAAAAAACAUCAACUACAGAGAUGUUGUGGCUGAUAACGUAACCAUAGCUGCUAGGUUUCAAGGAAUCUCCAAUGAUCCAUUUACAGGAAUCUGCAUUGCCAAUGUGACUCUAAGGAUGGCAGCUAAGGCCAAAAAGCAGCCUUGGACCUGCACAGAUAUUGAAGGGAUGACAAGUGGGGUGAAUCCUCCACCUUGUGGUUUGUUACCUGAUCAGGGGCCAGAGAAGAUCACAGCAUGUGAUUUUCCAGCAGAUAGUCUUCCUAUUGACAUGCUGGAACUCAAGAAAUGUAGUACCAGCAUGACAUAUGUUGGAGAUAAGUGGUUGUUUUAGGAAUAGUCUUUCUCACAUAAUCAAGAAAACACUUCUCAAGUUAAGAGAUGGAUGGUGUUCAAAUUAUAGAAAUGAAAGGGUUUUCUUUCCUUGAUGAUGCUGUAAGUUUCAGGGUUAACAUUAAUCAAAGUUUGCUUGUUAAA
Vigna umbellata (rice bean) is the source of this 1702-nucleotide messenger RNA. RefSeq names its product putative polygalacturonase. Lineage: Eukaryota; Viridiplantae; Streptophyta; Magnoliopsida; Fabales; Fabaceae. Gene Ontology annotation, biological process: carbohydrate metabolic process. Gene Ontology annotation, molecular function: polygalacturonase activity. The record is from RefSeq and is a predicted model, not a curated record.